CUCUCGGAGUUAAAAAUGAUUGGAUAAACUUCUAGAUAAUUUUACUCCCCCCGCCCCUCUACUUCCUUUUUCCUUUCGGCCAUUUUCUCCCAACACGGGAAAUAAACAACCAUGGCCCCCAGCCGAAAUGGCAUGAUUCUGAACCCACACUUUCACAAGGACUGGCAGAGGAGAGUCCGCACCUGGUUUAAUCAGCCAGCUAGGAAGAUCCGCAGACGAAAGGCACGUCAGGCCAAAGCUCGUCGAAUUGCCCCUCGUCCAGUUGCUGGUCCUUUGAGGCCUAUAGUUAGGUGUCCUACAAUCCGGUACCACACAAAAGUCCGUGCCGGACGUGGAUUCAGCCUGGAAGAAUUAAAGGCUUCUGGCAUUAACAAAAGAGUGGCUGCUACUAUUGGCAUUUCAGUAGAUCCUCGUCGCAGAAACAAAUCCACUGAAUCGCUGCAGGCAAAUGUCCAACGUUUGAAGGAGUACCGCUCCAAACUCGUCCUCUUCCCCAGGAAGGCCUCAGCACCAAAGAAGGGAGAUAGCUCUCCUGAAGAGCUUAAAAUGGCCACCCAGCUCACUGGAACUGUCAUGCCAGUCAGAAAUAUUUACAAGAAAGAGAAGGCACGGGUAAUCACAGAAGAGGAGAAGAAGUUCCAAGCAUUUGCUAGCCUGCGUAUGGCACGUGCCAAUGCUAGACUCUUUGGUAUUCGUGCUAAGAGAGCCAAGGAAGCAGCUGAGCAAGAUGUGGAGAAAAAGAAGUAAAAGUUUAGUUUCUAUGGAACUUGAAAAAAA
Molecule: messenger RNA, 777 nt
Organism: Polypterus senegalus (gray bichir)
Lineage: Eukaryota; Metazoa; Chordata; Cladistia; Polypteriformes; Polypteridae
Gene: rpl13
Product: ribosomal protein L13
Exons: 6
Coding region: 112-747 (211 amino acids)
Biological process (GO): translation
Cellular component (GO): cytosolic large ribosomal subunit; ribosome
Molecular function (GO): structural constituent of ribosome; RNA binding
Source: RefSeq, a predicted model, not a curated record